AUGCAGCAAGGAGAUUACACCUCCGCUUCCUAUUAUCAAUUUCCUCAUCUCCAAAACCCCAACCCCAAUCCCAACCCCAACCCUAACCCUUCCGAUCCCAACCCCAACAACCUGUACGCUUCUGCCCCUCCCUUUACCCCCAAUUACGCUCCUUCUGAUUACACCAAUUAUCAUCCUUCCUAUCCUCAAAAUCCUGAUCCUAUUCCACCCACUGCUCCUCCGUCCUUCCCUCCCUCUUCCUCCAACCCUAAUUUCAAUUUGCCAUUCGAAUCAAACCCUUCAUACCAACAACCACAACAACAACCCUAUUUUCCACCAUAUGAUCAGCAUCAAACGCCUCCCACUUACGCCCCUCCCAACCCCAAUUCCACUCCCUCCCUAUACAACUCUGCUCCCUACAACUACACCGGAGGCUCCUCCGUUCCGCCUAUUCAGAACUACGAACCGCCAGCUUACGAGGCUCCAGUGAGGCCCGAUCACGGCGGUGGCUAUUUCGACGACAGAUACGGAGGCAACUUCAAUCGGAGCCAUUCGGAUUUGGGAUCUGAUUAUUACGGAAAGAGCGGUGGUAAUUCGAGGUAUGAAGGUGGCGGCGGCAGUGAUGAUGGCUACGGAGAUGGGGUGUAUGCUUAUCAGGGAGGUAAAGUGGAACCCUAUGGGGCGCGUGGCACGGCGCCGAAAUCUUCGACUUGGGCAGCGUUUGAUGAUUAUGGAAGGACCAUCAGUUUCCCCUCGCAAAAGGAAUCUUCUUUUGGGGGUAAGAUUGUGAAAGCGGUGCCCAAGAUUGAUACCCAUGAAGACGUGAAAGGUGGUGGCGUGCAAAAAUUUCGGGUCAAACUAUUGGCGGAAAGUGGGGGUCAGGUCACCAUGGAUGUUCUCUGUCAGAUUGGUCUGGAUGGAAUUCGUAUGUUGGAUCCAAAUACCAGCCGGACAUUGAGGAUUUAUCCUCUUGAGAAUAUAACAAGAUGUGACAGAGUCGAUUCAUCUACCUUUGCAUUUUGGUCAAAGAGCCCUGUGGAUAUUGAGCCAAGACGAAUCAGAUUGCAAUCUAAUAGUUACACCACCAACACACUUUUGGAUACAGUGACUGCUGCAACUAUACAGUUCAAGGAAAUGGGUGGAAGCAGGAGGCCUGCAGAACCGGUGAAAACAAAUGACCAGCCUCAAGAAAGAAAGAAAGGUUUUGGCGAUUGGAUGAAUCUGAUUAAGCCUGCUAAUGAAGAGAAGGAUCAUUGGGUGCCAGAUGAAGCUGUCACAAAAUGUACAGCAUGUGGCUCUGAUUUUGGGGCUUUUAAUCGCAAGCAUCACUGUAGGAACUGUGGUGAUAUUUUCUGUGACAAAUGUACUCAAGGUAGAAUUGCUCUUACUGUUGAUGAGAAUGCACAGCCUGUGCGAGUUUGUGACCGGUGCAUGGCAGAGGUGACUCAGCGACUGACUAGUGCUAAGGAGUCAUUAAGUAAACCCGCGUUGCAGAGUCAUGAGGAUCUUGCCAGGAAACUUCAGGAGGAGCUGGAGAGAAAUCGAAAGACAUCAGGUUCCAAGUCUGAUGGAUCUGCAAGGCGGAUGAAGGAAGUCGCAUGUCCUAUUUGCACUGUCCAUCUGCAGGUUCAGGUGCCUAGCUCAGGUUCAGAGACCAUUGAGUGCGGAGUUUGCCAACACCCAUUUCUUGUGAGUGCUCAUUGA
Sphenostylis stenocarpa is the source of this 1683-nucleotide messenger RNA. The record is from the annotation of a GenBank genome assembly. NCBI's taxonomy places the organism in Eukaryota, Viridiplantae, Streptophyta, Magnoliopsida, Fabales, Fabaceae.